Onychostoma macrolepis is the source of this 4620-nucleotide messenger RNA. RefSeq names its product myelin protein zero (gene mpz). The record is from RefSeq and is a predicted model, not a curated record. Gene Ontology annotation, cellular component: membrane. NCBI's taxonomy places the organism in Eukaryota, Metazoa, Chordata, Actinopteri, Cypriniformes, Cyprinidae. Bases 740 to 1426 code for a protein of 228 amino acids. The transcript is spliced from 7 exons. Gene Ontology annotation, biological process: myelination.
AUCAAAACAUUGCUUUGCCAACAUUGGCUCAACCAUUUGGCUUGAAUUUAGGACAUGAAAACCCAUUUGUCCGAAUAAUGGCAGAUGGGGGGAAUGUACAGGAAACCUGUUUGGAAACAUUAUUUUGUGAUGCUGGCGGCACUUAAAUUACACCCUUCACCUUUAAAACCAUCUUCCUUCUUGUUAUGGUGAAUGUGAGUGGCAGGCAGAUGGCGACCGGGUCAGGACCGGUGAGAUGGAAAAGACCUGCAGCUCAUUGUGUUUUCAGACCGGUGGCUUCUCUGGGUAUGUUUUGUUUAUAGAGUCGAAUCAUCAGCAUAAGAGAGGAAGGAUUACAGACAAACAGCACUCAAGCGUGACAGGAUAAGGAGAAGGAAGAUGCUGCGAUGCUUUUAUUAACUGGCUGGAGAGCGAGAGACAGGAUUCAUUCUCAGGUUAUUGUAUCACUUGUCCUUUCUAUAUCGUGUUCAUAGACUGUCUUUUAGAAGGAGACAAAGAGAGGGAGCGAGAGAGACUAUCGUGUCAGGGACGGGGCCAAAGAGAAGGCAAGAGAUAAUGAGGUGGCUGAGGUGGGGCUAAAGUUUGGGGUGUGGUUGGGUAUAAAGUCCAGUACUGAAUAGUCUCAUCUUGAUGCCCUCUGGUCUCAUUCCCUUCUUCCCUCCAUCUCUUCUCCUUUCUCCAUCCCUCGCUCUCUCGGAACCCCUCACAUACCGACCUGCGGGGAGAUCGGAGGGAGAUCAUGCUGUCUGUACUGGCACUGACGUCCGUGGUGCUCUUGGGCAUAGCCUCUCAGACCACGGCUAUUGUUGUGUACACAAGCUGGGAGAGACAUGCACUGGUGGGCACAGAUGUCAGACUCUCCUGCUCUUUCUUCUCUUGGAAAUGGACUUCUCCAGACGUAACUUUCUCAUGGCACUACCGUCCAGAUGGAGCAAAAGACAGCAUCGCUAUUUUCCACUACGCAGGCGGAGCACCCUAUGUGGAUAACAAAGGCCCGUUCCGGGACCGUCUGGAAUUUGUGGGGAACCCAAGUCGGCGCGAUGGUUCUAUCCUGAUCAAGAACGUCGACUUCGGAGACAACGGAACCUUCACCUGUGACGCCAAGAACCCACCUGACAUUGCUGGCAGCCCCUCUAACGUUCGACUGCUUGUGUUUGAGAAGGUUCCAGUCCAGGCUGGUGUGAUAACAGGGGCUAUUAUUGGCGUAGUGUUGGGACUGCUGAUCCUCAUUGUGGCAAUUUACUAUCUGAUGCGUUUCCUGGUCGCCAGACGAGUGUUCAGCUUGAGCAUGAGUAAACAUGGCAAGAAAGGCAAAGGAAAAGAAGGAUCACAGCAAAAACAGGCUUUGGCUGUGACGGAUCCGGCCAAGCUGAAGGCGGCAGCGUCAGAGAAGAAGAAACAGGAGUCUCGCAGGGAGAAGAAAUAGGGAUUGUGGAGCAGAGAGCUAGAGCUCCUGAGCGGGGCCGCCUCCACCCAGACCCAAGCCCAGGAAGAGGCAGCGGGGAUGGGCAGGCAGGACAGGGUUCUUAUGACCAUUGAGCUAGAGCUCACUAAACAGGAGAGAGAGGGAGGGCAAACUAAAUCGAGUCCCGCUGCGUUCUUUUCUCAACUCGCGCGCAAAUUCACUCUCAAGUGAGAGAGACGGGUAUGAAAAGAGGGGUGGUGGACAGUUUUGGAGGCAAGGAGAUAAAGAUGAAUCCUUAAAAACAGGAGGACAGGAGAGGGGUGAAGUUUGUCUCAUUUUAAUUCAAUUCCAAAUGAAAAAAAGUGUGGUUCCAAAAAAAAAAAAAAAAAAAGAGAGACUGUGUCCAAUCUAUGUGCGGCACCAUAAAUCUACAAACUACAAACACAAUAUCUAUGAAUUUACUUGCAGCUGUUAUAUUUUAUGAUCAUAAUACAUAAUCAUUAUAUAAUUUGAUAUCAUGUGGGUUGUUUGUGUUCUGUUCUUAUGUUAUGUUCAGCUAUGUUGCUUCGCCCACAUUAAAAUCUUAUUCAUUCAAAAGCUCUCCACAUUCAGUGAGGUUCAAAAUUCUGAAUAGCUUCUGUUUUGCAUUUUUCAAUUUCAGUACAUUUUUGAUGAAAACCUAUAUAAUCAGCUUAAAAAUUUGAAAGAUAAUUUGAUGAAAAAAUGAAUUUAAAAAAAAUCAGAAUCUGUUAGUUUGAUUUACUUUAAUAACAGCAGCAUUCAAGCUGCUUGAACUCCACAAGUUUGUGUAAAACCUGAUUUUAAAUUAUUCAAAUGUCAUCUUGAGCUUAAGUGGAAGGAAGAACAUCUUACUGUACUAAUGAGUUUACAUGCACAGUAUUUCUCAUUAAACUACAAAUAGUGCAGUCCUAAACCCUUCUGAGAUGUUUCCAGGUUUAAAUUAGGUCAAAUCCCAGGUUUUCAGUGUGGACUUUUGAACCCCACUCGAGUCGUAUAUUGUACAUCUGUUCUGUGAAAAUGUGCUCAGUUUUUGCUUUCAGGGAAAACAAGUUGUUGUGCUGCACCUGGUUAGGACACAGUCUUAAAAAAAAAAAAAAUCACACAUUCACAAGAAAACCCAGAGCUGAGAGCCAUCCAUUACGCACACACUGACAGUUUGUGAGAGCUGUAAUAGUGGCAGAAUGGUUUCCUCUUGUUAAGUGACAGACAACUCUCUCUCUCUCUUUCUCUCUCUAUACACACAUACAAUCCUAUACAAGAACACAAUCCAAGCUGCACACUUUUCACACUUUUGUACUUUUGUUAAAAAAAUGAUUUUGGAAACUUUAUAUUAACUGCCUUUUUUCUCAUUCCCUCCCUCUCUUUCUAUUUUUCUCUGUUUUACUGCCUGUCUCUCUGUUUUUGUCUGUCUUUGGUCUUCCUAUUCUCUAAUCUCUCUUCCUUAUAGCACUUCUGACACCUUUUUUUGUCUUUUUUCUACUUUUCCAUCUAUCCUUUCACCAUUCUUGUCAUCUGAUAUACUGGUGCUAUUACAUCACUUCCUGUAGGCCGGCCCCCUAAAGUAGCUUCCCUCCCCAUCCUUCUUUUACUGAGAGCUAAAUAUAGCACUAGUUUUUUUAGUCAUGGAAUCAAACACACACUUCCUCACUGUUAAAAUUUCAUUUCAGUCAAAUAAAAUUUGUUCACAUUUUGUCCAACACACACUAACACUCAUGGCGUCAUCUCAUGUAUCCCAUCAAGCAACUUUAAGUGCUAUCCCAAUAGGUUUUGACAGGAAUUCGAAUCUGACUUAGAGUUGUGGUGUGUUUUUGCUCUGACUGCAGUGACUGAAAUACCCAAAAUGACGUCGAUACUGUUGGCAGAGACACUCAAACACACGCUGUGAGAGUUACUUGAUACUCUAAGGCAAAUUCUCACGUCUGUCCGCAUAAGCUGUUGUUUGACAAACAGCUGAUUAUUUUAACACUCUCUUGUAACUGGAGAACUAUCUCUGUCUCCCUUCUGUCCAGUCAGGGCCGGCUCCUACGGUUGCACUUUUUCCCCGACCAUCUCCACACAUAUCAUUAGCAAAGGCCAUAUCGCUCCAACCCGAGUCAUAGAUUUACUUCACCUCUCUCUAAUCCUCCUCUAACUAUCAUGAAUGCUCAUCCACCACCACCUCUUCUCAUGCCCUGUUUCUGCUGGUAAGAAUACCCCAGUGCUCUCUCCUGCUCCCUGCUGCCCACAGGAGAAAACAUUUUCAUUCGGCCAUACUGUCGCAAAGAUAUCAAUGCAAAAAAAUUGAAGUUCUUUUAGCUAGCUCUCUGCUGACUACGAUAGAUGCGUGUUUUUCACGCUUUGCAUGUGUAUGUUUUAAGUCUGACGAUAUGUUUGUAACCUAUCAACGUGUUUGGGGAACAAAAUGACAUAAAAACAACAUUGUAGCAACAUUCGUCACGUCAUCGUUAGUAAUGACAAGCUGUGCAGCAGCACCCUGGGACUGUUUGUGUGUUGGAAGCAGAAAUGUAAUAGAGUUUAAUGAUGUUUAAUAAUAUUUCUGCACUUUCAUUUGACUGACAUGGCAGAAUUCAUGUGGUUGUUUCUUCGUGACAGUGUUUACCAUCAUGGUGUUGGCAUGUUAAGGCUAAGGGAAGUGAUGCAAUGAGGGUGGAAAGGUUUUUGGAAGUUUUUGAGAGAGAAAUAAAUUAUGAAAUACUGGGAUGAAGACUUGGACUGAACUCAUAUUCAGGUGAAAAGUCAAGCCAAAGUACAAUAAACAUCUCAGUCUCACAGGAUAUGUUUUUCUGUUCAGGUCUUCAUGUCUAUGCAUGUCAGCCCCAAACCAGACAGAGGCUCUCAUUGGGAAUGCUAGGAAAAGCUAUAGAAUUGCAAGGGCUUGUGGGGAAAUAUGUUUGUUAGCCUACAGACAGAUGCUUUUUAUGCAUCUCAGAGUAAAUGUCGAGCAGCCACAUGGUACCUGCCAUUAAACUGUGUUUAAAUAUCGGGGAAUUCCCAUGUUGUAUGUAUUGUGCACCUGUAUUGGUACAGGUCUAGGUAACCGUUCUUUCUUCAAACUCCAUUAAAAAGUCUAAUUAUUUUUUACUUUUAUUUUUGACUUUAAUGCAGCUAACUUUGGUUUUCUGUAAAAUGUCUUGUAAAAAGAAAAUCUCAAGUUUAAAUAAUUUCAGAAAAACGUCAAUAAAAAAAUCAGAUCC